This is a messenger RNA of Capsella rubella, 1841 nucleotides long. Its product is annotated as DEAD-box ATP-dependent RNA helicase 1. The transcript has 9 exons. The coding region runs from base 129 to 1697 and encodes 522 amino acids. Gene Ontology annotation, cellular component: nucleus. Gene Ontology annotation, molecular function: ATP binding; nucleic acid binding. NCBI's taxonomy places the organism in Eukaryota, Viridiplantae, Streptophyta, Magnoliopsida, Brassicales, Brassicaceae. The record is from RefSeq and is a predicted model, not a curated record.
AUCGAAAUCGAAAGAGGGUUUUUGGUUUGCCGGAGAGAAGGUGCUGCCUCGCAUUCACAGUCACGGUUUCUUCCCUCUCGUCUUCGUCGCCGUCGGAAAGAAUCGUCACAGAAACGUUUAAGCUGAGUAUGGGAAGAGAUAAAGAGGAUGCGGCGGAGAGAGAGAUUGAUUCUGUUGUUCCAUGGAUGAGAGCUCCGAUUGACGUCAGCAAUGUCGAAACCUGUGCUCUCGAAAGCCUCCCUUGUCUUAAUCCCAGGUUGAAGAAGGCAUUGGAGGAAAUGGGUAUCUCUUCACUAUUUCCAGUGCAAGUUUCAGUUUGGCAUGAGACAAUAGGGCCAGGUGGUUUCGAAAGAGACAUCUGUGUUAACUCUCCAACAGGAAGUGGAAAGACUCUCUCUUAUGCUUUACCAAUUGUGCAGAUCCUUGCUUCUCGUCCUGUCAGAUGCCUCCGUGCUUUAGUCGUAUUGCCCACUCGUGAUUUAGCCUUGCAGGUUAAGGAUGUGUUUGAUGCUAUAGCUCCAGCUGUGGGAUUAUCUGUUGGUUCAGCUGUGGGUCAAUCUUCUAUAGCUGGUGAAAUCUCACAGCUCAUCAAGACACCUGAACUUGAUGCGGGGAUUUGCUAUGAUCCUGACGAUCUUUCCCAAAACCUCGAGAGUGCUGUCGACAUAUUAGUAGCAACACCAGGAAGACUGAUGGAUCAUAUCAACAACACCAAGGGAUUUACGCUUGAGCAUUUGCGUUACCUUGUUGUUGAUGAAACCGACAGAUUACUAAGGGAGGCUUAUCAAUCCUGGCUACCGACUGUUCUGCAACUGACUCAGUCCUCUGAUGAUGGCAUAUUUCCUACAGCGUUUAUUCCUUCCGCUUUUGGUGCUCUGCGGACUGUUCGUAGACAAAGUGUAGAGAGGGGUUUCAAGGGUAAACCAUACCCAAGGCUGGUGAAGAUGGUAUUAUCAGCUACAUUGACGCAGGAUCCAAGCAAGCUAAUUCAGCUUGACCUGCAUCACCCAUUAUUCAUGACAACUGGAGGAAGCCGAUACAGACUACCCGAGAAGUUGGAAUGCCUUAGACUGAUUUGCGAGGCCGGGAUGAAGCCUGUAUAUUUAGUUGCUCUCCUAAAAUCAUGGGAAGGUGAAAAGUGUAUCAUUUUCACAUCCUCCGUAGAGACAACUCGUCGUCUAUGCAAGUUACUCAACUUUUUCGGUGAUGCAAAAAUAAAAGCAAAAGAGUAUUCCGGUGGUCUUAACCAAUCAGUCCGAAGCAAAGAAUUAAAGGCCUUUAGAAAAGGUGAUAUCCAAGUUCUUGUUGCAUCUGAUGCGUUAACACGUGGAAUGGAUGUUAAAGGGGUAACAAAUGUCAUAAAUUAUGAUAUGCCUCCAUUUGCAAAGACUUUCAUACAUCGUGCUGGACGGACAGCUAGAGCAGGUCAGGCUGGCCGGUGCUUCACAUUGCUGAGUAAUCAUGAGGUAAGGCGUUUUUCGAAGCUCCUGAAGAAAGUUGGGAGUGAUUCAUGUCCUAUCUACCCAAUCCCGCCCACUUCAUUAGGUUCCAUUCGUGCGACUUACACACCCGCACUAGAGAAGCUCAAGGAGUUGGUUGAGUCAGAAGCACCUAAGAAAGGAAGACAAGCUUUCAGGCACAAUUCAAGAACCGGGAACUCCCAAACCAAAGUCAACAAAACGACAACGGAAACAUAGGUGUGACGUGUGUGUUUUGGUCAAGUACUCGAACGGGUCGUGUGGGUUCCCGUAGUAUUUGGAUACGAGGUUGUAUUAAUUCUUGAAAACUGAUUUUUUCUAUUAAUUAUUUUAAUUUUAUAAUUCAAAUUGCGCUUCGUAUAA